AUGGCCGACAGCUCGAUAUCCGAAGCAUCGCUGAAGGCCUCCAUCACAGAGCGCCUCAAGGCGGUUCAUGUCGAGGUCACAGACAUGUCUGGUGGUUGUGGUCAAGCCUUUACGACAUUGAUUGUGUCCCCCGAAUUCACUGGAAAGAACUCUCUCAAGAGACAUCGGCUUGUCAAUGCAGCUCUCAAAGAGGAAAUAGCCGCAAUACACGCCUGGACCGCCAAGUGCCAGACACCCGAGGAAUACAACAAGGAAGUGGCUGCGACUGGUGCCGAUGGGCCAUCGCUAGAUGGGACAGUAGGGGGCAAGGUCGAGGGAGUCAAAGAUUGA
This is a messenger RNA of Phaeoacremonium minimum UCRPA7, 330 nucleotides long. RefSeq lists its product as hypothetical. Gene Ontology annotation, molecular function: 2 iron, 2 sulfur cluster binding. Gene Ontology annotation, biological process: intracellular iron ion homeostasis. The transcript is spliced from 2 exons. NCBI's taxonomy places the organism in Eukaryota, Fungi, Ascomycota, Sordariomycetes, Togniniales, Togniniaceae. The coding region runs from base 1 to 330 and encodes 109 amino acids. The record is from RefSeq and is a predicted model, not a curated record. Gene Ontology annotation, cellular component: cytosol; nucleus.